Messenger RNA from Alternaria burnsii, 2058 nucleotides. Its product is annotated as pre-mrna-splicing factor clf1. Gene Ontology annotation, molecular function: protein binding. The transcript is spliced from 2 exons. Gene Ontology annotation, cellular component: U2-type catalytic step 2 spliceosome; precatalytic spliceosome; Prp19 complex. The record is from RefSeq and is a predicted model, not a curated record. Lineage: Eukaryota; Fungi; Ascomycota; Dothideomycetes; Pleosporales; Pleosporaceae. Gene Ontology annotation, biological process: mRNA splicing, via spliceosome; spliceosomal complex assembly. The coding region runs from base 1 to 2058 and encodes 685 amino acids.
AUGGAGGCAACACGAGGACCCCCGCGGGUCAAGAACAAGGCCGCAGCGGCUGUCCAGAUCUCCGCCGAACAGCUGCUUCGAGAAGCCGUCGACCGUCAAGAUGAGAAGCUCAAGGCGCCAACGCAAAGGUUUGCGGAUAUCGAAGAGCUCCACGAGUUCCAAGGCCGUAAGAGGAAGGAAUUCGAGGACUAUGUACGGCGGAACCGCAUCAACAUGAACAACUGGAUGCGCUAUGCUUCCUGGGAACUCGAGCAGAAGGAGUUCAGGCGCGCACGAUCCAUCUUCGAGAGAGCUUUGGACGUAGACUCCACGUCAGUUCCACUAUGGCUCAGGUACAUUGAGAGCGAGAUGAAGCAUCGCAACGUCCAGCAUGCCCGCAACCUUCUCGAUCGCGCCGUCACCAUUCUUCCACGAGUCGACAAGCUAUGGUACAAGUAUGUCUACAUGGAGGAGACGCUCGGUAAUAUUGACGGAGCCCGCUCAGUCUUCGAACGCUGGAUGCAAUGGGAGCCUGAAGAGGCCGCAUGGAGCUCAUACAUCAAGCUGGAGAAGCGCCACGGCGAAUUCGAGCGAUGUCGCGCAAUCUUCGAGCGCUUUACAGUUGUACACCCCGAACCCAAGAAUUGGAUCAAAUGGGCCAAGUUCGAAGAGGAGAACGGCACCAGCGAUCUUGUACGCGACGUCUACGGCACCGCCGUCACGACCCUCGGAGAUGAGUUCAUGGACGAGAAGCUUUUCAUGGCAUAUGCAAAGUUCGAGGCAAGACUGAAAGAGCUGGAACGUGCUCGAGCCAUUUACAAAUUCGCCCUCGAUCGCAUGCCAAGGUCGAAAUCGGUUAAUCUACACAAGGCCUUUACGACGUUCGAGAAGCAAUUCGGAGACCGAGACGGUAUUGAAGAUGUUAUCCUGUCUAAACGGCGGGUGCAUUACGAGGAGCAGAUUAAGGAGAACCCAAAGAACUAUGACAGUUGGAUUGAUUUCGCCAGGCUGGAAGAGACGUCUGGUAACCCCGACCGAGUGAGAGACGUUUACGAAAGAGCCAUUGCUCAAAUCCCUCCAACGCAAGAAAAGCGCCAUUGGAGACGGUACAUAUAUCUCUGGCUCUUCUACGCCGUCUGGGAAGAAACUGCAUCUCACGACAUUGAACGAACACGCCAAAUUUACCAAGAGUGCAUACGCCUGCUCCCUCACAAACGCUUCACAUUUGGCAAAGUGUGGUUAGCAUUCGCUCAUUUCCUGGUUCGACAAGGUGAGCUCACUGCUGCACGCAAACUACUCGGUCAGAGUUUGGGUAUGUGUCCAAAGGACAAGCUGUUCAAGGGCUACAUUGAGCUAGAAAUGAAGCUUUUCGAGUUCAAUCGCUGCCGCCAGCUCUACACAAAGUAUAUCGAAUGGAACGGUUCAAACUGCCAUACCUGGAUCAACUUUGCCAACCUAGAGCGCGGUCUCGAUGAUCUCGACCGCGCACGCAGCAUCUUCGAAAUAGCAGUCGAACAAACUGACAUGGAUAUGCCGGAAGUGCUGUGGAAAGCAUACAUCGACUUUGAAGAAGGAGAGGGUGAAUACGAGCGUACACGCGCGUUGUACGAGAGGUUGUUGGAGAAGACGGAUCAUGUCAAGGUGUGGCUGUCUUAUGCGCAGUUCGAGUUGGGCGUUCCAGAUGAGACCACAGCAGAAGACGACGACGACACAAUCAGCGACGCCGCCAAAGCCCGUGCGCGCAACAUCUUCGACAGAGCGCAUGGCAAGCUCAAGGAACGCGACCUCAAGGAAGACCGUGUGGCACUUCUCAGCGCCUGGAAGGCGUUUGAGGAUGUACAUGGUACCGAGGAGGAUAAGAAGAAGAUUGAGGGACAGAUGCCAAGAAAGGUCAAGAAGAGGAGGAAGCUCGACGAUGACAGCUUCGAGGAGUAUGUCGAUUACGUCUUCCCUGCGGAUGACGAGAGCGCUGCGAAAUUGUCAAAGUUGUUGGCGAAUGCGCAGAAAUGGAAGAUGGCGCAGGCGCAGGCAGCGCAGGCAGCGCAAGAUGCGGGAGAAGAGAAUGGGGAUGGCGAGUAA